UCACCACUUGACGGUCCACUGAGCCUUUACAAGUACAUCAAUUCACGAACCCAUUAACACAGCUUGUCCAUCUCUCCUCCACCGUCAUUUACAAAACGUUGACACAGACUCAUCUAAGACAAAGCUUUGCGCAUGUACCCACAAACAAUGGGUUCCUCAGACAGGCGAGCCGUCAAGGUUACAGACAACGAUGAUGCAGAAGACGUCCCCCUCCACCACCUUCGCCCCUUUGGCACCGGGUUAUACAAACAACAGAUAAAGUUCGUCCCCGCCUCCGAUGGCGAUCUAGAUUCAACCAGUUCAACAACGACCAAGUCCAACAAGCCAAAACUUGACGUAGCUGGUCUUUACCUGGACAUGGUUCUCGCCAACAAGGACAAAAACAAAAACAACGAGAAACAAAAUGGAAAUCAAUCAACAGUGACGGAUAUUACCACCACCACCACCUUUACCACCACCACCACUACCUCAGACACAAUCCAAACCACUACAAUGCCAACAGAACAGCCACCAAUAGUAUUACCACAACAGGAAAUCUGCCAGAUCUGUAGCCUCCCCUACGCACCUAAUCCAGAAUCCAAAGCUAUCCACGAACAGUCCUUUGCGCACCAAUCUCGCCUUCCACAUUCCCACCCUCCCUCAGCGCUUGACCGUUCACGGAUGGGGCUCAAACAUCUUACAAGCCACGGCUGGGACCCAGACUCCCGCCAAGGUCUCGGGUCCGCGGCACAGGGAAUCCAGUUCCCCAUUAAGGGCAAGAAGAAAGAUGAUCACUUGGGGCUUGGGGUAGAGGUGCCUAAGAAUGGGCAGCUGCCAGUGCUGCCAAAGAAGAAGGAAAAGUUGUUGGACGCGAAAAAGGUUCGGAAGAUGGCCGAGGUGGAGAAGAAGAAAGCGGAAAGGAUACAGAGGGAGUUGUGGGGGAGAGGACCUGAUCUGGAGAGGUAUUUGGGGAAGGGGGGCUAAAGGGUAACAAAGUGGUUGAGGGCCUAUAUGAUUUAUAGGCCAUCUAACUGAGUGUGAUAUAACCAAGUGGUUAGCUAAUUUCGCGAUAGUCGGUAUCAGCGGCAGAUGUAGAGAAAAUCUUGACUUUAUACAAGGGGAUCCGUAUGUUGACCCCCAAGGUGAAGAGGGCGAAAGAUGUCACAACGAACAACGAAUCAAAAGGAUCAGCG
Neurospora crassa OR74A is the source of this 1172-nucleotide messenger RNA. RefSeq lists its product as hypothetical. Gene Ontology annotation, molecular function: nucleic acid binding. The transcript has a single exon. The coding region runs from base 133 to 963 and encodes 276 amino acids. The record is from RefSeq and is a predicted model, not a curated record. NCBI's taxonomy places the organism in Eukaryota, Fungi, Ascomycota, Sordariomycetes, Sordariales, Sordariaceae.